This is a messenger RNA of Prinia subflava (tawny-flanked prinia), 884 nucleotides long. RefSeq names its product probable D-lactate dehydrogenase, mitochondrial. The record is from RefSeq and is a predicted model, not a curated record. Gene Ontology annotation, molecular function: D-lactate dehydrogenase (cytochrome) activity; FAD binding; D-lactate dehydrogenase (NAD+) activity. Gene Ontology annotation, biological process: lactate catabolic process. Bases 46 to 594 code for a protein of 182 amino acids. Lineage: Eukaryota; Metazoa; Chordata; Aves; Passeriformes; Cisticolidae. Gene Ontology annotation, cellular component: mitochondrion. The transcript has 4 exons.
AAGGUGUCAGCGCGGGGGAGGGACAGGCAGGCUGCGCGCAGGGCAAUGUCCUGGUCCUGUGCAGUUCCCGUGUUGCCGCUGCUGUCCCGUCUCGAUAUGGCGCUGCGGAGGGUGCUGGCGCUGGGGGCAGCCCUGGGGCGCCGCAGCUGCUGCUCCAAGCCCGCGCUGCCCCCUGACUUCGUGGAGGCCCUGAGGGCCGUGGUUGGAGCCCCCAAUGUCUCCACGGCCACGGCGGUGCGGGAGCAGCACGGCCACGAUGAGUCCAUGCACCCCUGUGCCCCCCCGGACGUCGUGGUGUGGCCGCAGGCGGUGGGGCAGGUGCAGGAGCUGGCAGCCCUCUGUCACCGCUGCCGUGUGCCCAUGGUGCCCUUUGGCACCGGUACCGGCCUGGAAGGAGGCGUCAAUGCCGUGCAGGGCGGCGUCUGCUUUGACCUGAGUCGCAUGGACGCCAUCGCAGAGCUGAGCCUCGAGGACUUCUCGGUGACGGUGGAGCCCGGUGUCACCCGCAAGGCCCUCAAUAAGCACCUGCGUGGCACCGGGCUCUGGUUUCCUGUUGGUACUGUGGGCAGGAGGGGGUCAUGGGUCUGGGGGUGACAGCAUUGGAGAGUCUGGGGAUGAGGACACACUUGAGGAGCUAUGGAUUGUGGCGUAUCCAUAGGUGUGCUGUUAUUGCAGGGCAGUAGUAAUGUGCCUCUAGGACUGAGGGUGCCAUGGUUUCUGUAGUUCUGGAAGGGAUGCACAGCAGGACUGGGAAUGCUUGGGGUCAGGGGCUACCAUCCUGUCUGCAACACCAAACCCAUAGCUCCCACGGUGGCCAUGGCACCUUGCAAGGUGCUGUGAGGACACCCACCUCAUAGUGAUUCAGGGCCUGUGGUGCCCUAUUG